UUUUAGAUUUUAAGUUUGCUAGUGUGUUCUUUUUUCGUGUUUAAACAGUAGUAUUAAGUCGUGUGUGAUCAUUUUUAUAUGAAUUAAAAUAUUACAAGAAUUCAACAAAAAAAUAUAGUAUAAUAAAAAUAAACACAAAAACUGUUCAACCGUUUUCUGCCGAGUUCUAAGAAUCAUCAAGCACAUUGAAUAGUUGAUUUUGGAAUAUUACUGUGGAUUUGUAUUUAUUGAUAUUCUCAUUAUCAACACAAUUAUCAGUAUUAGUUUUGCAUUGGGUGCAUCAAAGUCACACAUAGGAUUUUAGCCGAUCGAAAAUGGAUGUGAAGAGUACAACAAUGGCCACAAAGUCUGAAAUGGUUGCGUCAACUGUAAGUGGUAGUAAUAAUAGUGGAUCAAAUAAACGAAAACGUCGCGCCUCGUUUGAUGAGAUCGACAUUGAGAAUCAACGGCCGCCACCCGCAAAAAAAGUUUAUUCUUCAUCAGGAGAGGAUUUGGAUUCGGCUAGUGAUAUUGAAAACGAUGCUGUUGAAUUGGAUUUGUAUGCGAUCGCCUCGAGUCCACCACAAUCAGUAGGUAACCUUCGACAGAAAAACGAUGGUGGUGGUGGAAGUGGCACCGGUGACCGUAACAUUCGUACAAUACGCAACACAAAUUCAACAUCACAUUCGACAAUAAAUAAUAAUGAUAUUAGUAUAAAUAAUAAUGAUAAGACACCAAUAACAAAAUGUACAAAAUGCCAUUCAAGAAACGAUUUGCGAAUUUGCCCAUUGCCAUUGUUAUCAUGGGCCGAUGCAAAGGAUGUGUGGCGUUUCAUGUGCGAUAAAGAUAAAAAAACAUCGAUGGAUAGGAGUCCGAAAAUGUUACAGAAACAUCAAGGAUUACAGCCACGAAUGCGUGCAAUUUUAUUGGAUUGGCUAUGUGAGGUGUGCGAAGUAUAUAAAUUACAUCGUGAAACAUAUUAUUUGGCUUUAGACUAUUUGGAUCGAUAUCUAUCGACAAAAGUUAGCAUUUCGAAAACAUUUUUGCAAUUGAUUGGCAUCACAUGCCUAUUUAUUGCGGCCAAAGUUGAAGAAAUCUACCCGCCAAAAUUAAGCGAAUUUGCCUAUGUCACGGACGGUGCAUGCAGCGAAGAGGAUAUUCUGAAACAAGAACUCGUCAUACUCAGUGCACUGCAAUGGCAAACCAGCCCAAUCACAAUCAUCGGAUGGCUUGGCAUUUAUAUGCAACUUCAAGUUAGCAAUCGAACACCAAAGACAUAUGAAGAAACACCACAGAAACAAGUUUUGAAAGAUUCAACAGCAACACAGACAUCACAUAAUGAGAAAACGUCGACCACGAACAAUGGCAUCGAUGAUGGUUUUGUUUUUCCACAAUUUUCCGGAAUGGAAUACGCACAAACCGCACAACUUAUCGAUCUCUGUACGCUUGAUGUUGAAAUUGCCAAUUUUCCAUACUCAGUUAUUGCAGCCGCUGCCAUUAGUCACACAUUUAACAAGAAAGUCGCAAUUAAAUUAUCAGGUUUAGAAUGGGCAACGAUAGCUCCGUGCUACCGGUGGAUGGAACCAUAUUUCCAAGUAAUUUUGCAACAACCAAAACUAAUUUUGCAGGAGAAACACGAACAGAUUGAAUCAAAACAAGGCAUGAAUUCGGUAUGCCCAAAUAUCAACACAGACGAUUCACACAUUAUUCAAAUGCAUACCACAACGAUGGAUAUGUUUGAUCAAGCAGCGUUAUACCGAGAUCAAUGUCUGCAAGAGGCAUCACCAGCACCAAUCCGUAAAAAUAUCGAACAUAUUUGUCCACCAGACGGUCUGCUAACGCCACCCGAUUCUAGUCGAAAAUUCUCCGAAACUCAUCCCGAUUCAAACUACAAAUAGAAGAUACAAAGACUUGAACCACAACAUAAACAAUUAAAUUAACAAACCACACCACCCCCUGAAACUAAGCCUAUUUAUUUUUGCAAAUUCAAAAAAAAAAAAAAAAAAAAAAACGAAAAUAAAACAAAUGUUGCAUGAAUAUUUUAUGCACUUAUUAUAUCAAUUUUAGUUCUAAUUUUUGUAAGAAUUCAAAAUACAACUAAUUUGGGAUUUAAUGUCCAUA
Contarinia nasturtii (swede midge) is the source of this 2100-nucleotide messenger RNA. Its product is annotated as G1/S-specific cyclin-E-like. Gene Ontology annotation, biological process: regulation of cyclin-dependent protein serine/threonine kinase activity; G1/S transition of mitotic cell cycle. The transcript has 5 exons. Gene Ontology annotation, cellular component: cyclin E1-CDK2 complex; cytoplasm; nucleus. Bases 315 to 1877 code for a protein of 520 amino acids. Gene Ontology annotation, molecular function: cyclin-dependent protein serine/threonine kinase regulator activity. Lineage: Eukaryota; Metazoa; Arthropoda; Insecta; Diptera; Cecidomyiidae. The record is from RefSeq and is a predicted model, not a curated record.